AUGAAGGCUAUUCAGCUCGGUCAACUGUCUGAUUUCAAGCAAUCACGCUAUGUGAUUCAUCUCUCCGAUGGCAAGCGUCUGGUGUUGUUCCGUUUGCCGACUAUCGAAUCCUCCAAAGGCAGCAGCCCCGCGGCAAAUGAAACCGAGGAUGGCUGGUGCUAUUAUGCCAUGGAGGCCGAAUGUCCUCAUGCUGGAGGACCUAUGGAAGACUCUCACGUUGAUAUCGAGGAUUCCGCCUACAUUGCAUCGUGCCCGUGGCACGCCUACGAUUUUAACGUCGAGACCGGGGAGUCGAGCGUGGGCAUCAAAGCAUGCACGUUUCCUGUGAAGAUUGGUGAUGGGCAGGUCUCUGUACAGUAUCCGGGCGAAGCUUCUCUGGUGCGACUUGACCCCGUCAGCGAGACGAUCAAGCUGAAGAAAGGCCCUGCCGCGGAGCGUACACCCGUACAGGCCGUGUCGCAACAGACGACACCGGCCAAGUACCUUGAUGAGGAUGCCACAUUAUGUGACUGGGCGGCUCAUAUCUUGAAUACGUCAAAUCACGAACACAAGAUCGAAUUGACCGCUCACUUGUACGCUACAUUCGCGGAAAGAGAGAAGACCUCUUCGCCGAUGCCUAUCGGCAGUGGAUUGGUCACGCCUCCUGAUCAACCACCGCGCGACGGUUUGGCGACUGUGGAACCACGGUCGAUGCCCCGCGCGGGAAAGGGUGGAACGCUGAAAAGCCGCAUUGCGAUGCUGCAUGCGCUGGCCAACAUCGAACUCUGGGCGAUCGAUCUUGCCGUCGACAUCUGUAUCCGGUUUGCAGCCUUCCAAACGCAGCCGCAAGCAGGAGACACUCCCCGGGGCCUCCCUCGAACGUAUUUCCACGAUUGGCUGAAGGUGGCCAACGAUGAAGCCAAGCAUUUCUCCCUCCUUCGCACACGAAUGGAAGAGAUGGGCUCCUACUUUGGUGCAUUGCCCGUGCAUCAUGGUCUGUGGGAUUCCGCAAUGGCCACAGCUCAUGAUCUGCGAGCCCGGAUUUCCGUCAUUGCACUGGUACAUGAGGCUCGCGGCCUCGACGUCAAUCCUAUGACAAUCGACAAGUUUCGUCGAGCGGGGGACACCGAAAGUGUUGAGGCGCUUGAGAUCAUUCACAACGACGAGAUCACCCAUGUAACGACGGGCCAUCGCUGGUUGACCUGGAUCUGUCAGCAAGAAGGCACGGACCCAAUCCACGUCUUCCGCGCCAAUGCACAGAAGCAUUUUCGAGGGGCCUUGAAGGAACCGUUCAACCAUGAGGCGAGGAUGCAGGCCGGCCUGAAUCGGCAAUACUAUGAGGAUUUGAUGGGACAAAGUGACAUCGCUGUCAACUGA
Aspergillus udagawae is the source of this 1356-nucleotide messenger RNA. RefSeq names its product Rieske [2Fe-2S] domain protein. The transcript has a single exon. NCBI's taxonomy places the organism in Eukaryota, Fungi, Ascomycota, Eurotiomycetes, Eurotiales, Aspergillaceae. Gene Ontology annotation, molecular function: 2 iron, 2 sulfur cluster binding. The coding region runs from base 1 to 1356 and encodes 451 amino acids. The record is from RefSeq and is a predicted model, not a curated record.